Messenger RNA from Lucilia cuprina (Australian sheep blowfly), 1473 nucleotides. RefSeq names its product alpha-soluble NSF attachment protein-like. Gene Ontology annotation, molecular function: soluble NSF attachment protein activity; syntaxin binding. The record is from RefSeq and is a predicted model, not a curated record. The transcript has a single exon. Gene Ontology annotation, cellular component: vacuolar membrane; SNARE complex. Bases 354 to 1232 code for a protein of 292 amino acids. Gene Ontology annotation, biological process: intracellular protein transport; SNARE complex disassembly. Lineage: Eukaryota; Metazoa; Arthropoda; Insecta; Diptera; Calliphoridae.
AUUUCUAAACAACAAAAACAACAACAAUAAACAACUUUGACAACCACGGACAACAAAUAUCAAGCUUUAAAAAAAUAAGUCAGCUGUUGUCUGCAUUGAGUCUACUUUAUAAAUUUAGUUUGAAAGGCGCAUAUACUGUUUGCCACAAACGUACACACUACUGUAAUGUGUUUCACAUUUUCCAAAUGGUUCCCUAUUAUUGAUUUUCUUUACAUUGUGCAAAAAUUCUUUAACAGAGCAACGAAAAAUUUUCAUCAUUCUUACUUGCGCUAUAAGCAGAUAGAAAAAUAAAAUAAUUUAAUUGAUUUUAUUGUUUAAAAAAUAAAAGAAAAGACUAUAAACAAACAGAUAACAUGGGUGAUAAUGAACAGAAAGCUUUACAAUUAAUGGCAGAUGCCGAAAAAAAAUUAUCCCAACAAAAGGGUCUAUUUAGUUCUCUAUUCGGUAAUUCAAAUAAAGUCGAAGAGGCCAUAGAAUGUUAUCAACGGGCUGGUAAUAUGUUUAAAAUGUCCAAGAAUUGGACUAAGGCGGGUGAGUGUUUUUGUGAGGCAGCCAGUCUGCACCAAAGGGCAGGUAGCCGUCAUGAUGCGGGCACCAAUUUUGUAGAUGCCUCAAAUUGUUAUAAAAAAGUCGAUAUAGAUACAGCCGCAUCAUGUUUAUUAAAAUCAAUAGACAUUUAUACUGAUAUGGGUCGUUUUACUACGGCUGCCAAACAUCAUCAGAGUAUUGCCGAAAUGUAUGAGGCCGAUCCUAAUACCUUAGCUAAGGCCAUACAGCAUUAUGAGCAGGCUGCCGACUAUUUCAAGGGUGAGGAGUCGGUGUCCUCGGCCAAUAAGUGUAUGCUUAAAGUGGCACAGUAUGCUGCACAAUUGGAGGACUAUGAGAAAGCCGUCAAUAUCUAUGAGCAAGUGGCCACCUCUUCCUUGGAAUCAUCAUUGCUAAAGCAUUGUGCCAAGGAAUAUUUCUUUAGAGCUGCCUUGUGUCAUCUUAGUGUCGAUAUUUUGAAUUGUGAACAUGCCUUGGAGAAGUAUGUCAAUCAAUAUCCAGCAUUCCAGGAUUCCCGAGAAUAUAAACUAGUUAAGACUCUUUGUGAACAUUUGGAGGAACAGAAUAUUGAGGGCUUUACCGAAGCAGUUAAAAACUAUGAUAGUAUUUCUCGUUUGGAUCAAUGGUAUACUACUAUACUAUUGAGAAUUAAAAAAGCCAACGAUGAGGAUCCCGAUUUACGUUAAAUUUCUGUAGAUGUAUUAAGUUUAGCAAACAAAAAAAAGGAGUUGUAAGAGAAGUAAUAUCAAUUUUGCAAUUACAACCAAAUAUAUCCUCCUUUUAAGAAUUCCCUCUAUAAUAUCUCUUUAACAACACAUUACACAUACAUUAACUAACUAAUUAAAAAAAAAACAAAAUAAAAAAGAAAAUCUUAGCCAGUAAAUGAAAAUUGUUUUUUGUCUUUUAAAUAUAACUAAAAUAUAAUUA